AUGGCGAGAAACCUCGAAUACCGAUUUAUACUGGAUGUGAAUGGCCGCGACCGACUCUCUCGCCUAACUGUGUUUCGCAAAAUGAGAGCCCUGAUAGUCGAGGACUGGAUCGACCAUAAGCUUGAUUUGGUGUUGGCGCCAUCAGCACAAAGUACAGCGGUCAAACAUGAUAAAUUUAGUUUGCCGGCUUACACCACGUUAACUAAUUCUUUGGAUUAUCCUUCCUGCGUUAUCCCGUUCCUUCGUGCAGAGACAAAGGGUUGUCCGGAUGAUUUUGAAAUACAGCCUGGACAGACUGUUCCGGAGUACGAGCCAGAUGAUAUCGAGGGUGCUCCAACCUCGGUCCAGGUUUUCACUAGGACUAUGCGAGAGGAACAAUGCCUUCACUUCUCUCGGGUUGUUGACGAAUGUUUGAGAGGGAGCCCUUGA
This is a messenger RNA of Aspergillus caelatus, 429 nucleotides long. RefSeq lists its product as uncharacterized. Bases 1 to 429 code for a protein of 142 amino acids. The record is from RefSeq and is a predicted model, not a curated record. Lineage: Eukaryota; Fungi; Ascomycota; Eurotiomycetes; Eurotiales; Aspergillaceae. The transcript is spliced from 3 exons.